UGAUAGAAGGCCAGCCUACACAGUAAUUCUGAGAGUGACAGGUAGCUUCAAAGCUCCACGUUUUGUUAGUACAUAUUGUCGCCUACAAACCCCUUUGCCAACUACGACGCUCCUUCUCAACGAAUCGAAUCGAACACGGACAGUUUCCGAACGGAAUAUAUACCUAGAUACUACGAGCUACCUAUUCUUCAUUACGUCGACUUGUUAGCUAUCAUGGAUGCCACGCAACCACAGCCCGCGCCGGGCAGUCUUAGCUGGCGCCUCAGCGCGCAUCCUAUUACGCUGCUCACGUUUCUCGGAUUCCGGAUAUCAAGUGUCCUGAUCUACUUUCUCGGUCUGUGGAUCAUAAAAAGCAUGAUCAUGAUCUUCAUCAUUACGAUUCUCCUCCUCGCCGCCGACUUCUACUACAUCAAGAACAUUGCCGGUCGUCGACUUGUAGGUCUGCGAUGGUGGAAUGAGGUCGAUCCCCAAACGGGAGAGUCGCAGUGGGUAUUUGAGAGCAGCGAGCCAGGUACCAAGACUGUCAACCCGACUGAUAGCCGCUUUUUCUGGCUUGCUCUGUAUAUCCAACCUAUGUUGUGGGUUCUCAUGGCUAUUCUUGCUCUUGUGCGACUGCAGUUCUUGUGGUUGCCCCUCGUUGUUAUUGCUCUUGUCCUCACCAUCAUGAACACUCUAGCCUUCUCGCGAUGUGACAAGUUCAGCAACGCUUCCAGCAUCGCUGGUAGCGCUUUUGGAACUGGCAAUCUGGCCGGAAGCCUCGCAAGCAACAUGGUCAGCAACUGGUUUUCUCGCAGCUAAGAAAAAAGAAAAAGGCGAGGAGUGGGCUUCGAAUGGACGAAGCCGAGCGAAUCUUGCCUAACCGUCACUCCCCUUGACUGGACAAAAAAGGGGAACUUGGCCUGUGUUUUGUGUUAGGGCUUUGCGAGGAAGACAUUGAUGCCCGGUAUGAGUCGUUGAAAUUGUAAAUUAAAAUUGCAGGGUUGGUUUCUUGAUCACUGGGUGCGAGUUUUCGACGACGAUUUGCAGUUUCACAUCGCCUGUGGGUGAGAAAUGUAUGAAUAAUAGCUUGAUCAGUUACCGUUUUGGGGUCAAUCAUGCACAACCUAACUAAAUCGCUCUCGCUAUGAGGAUUGCUUGACGCUCUCGACAUUUGGCCGCUAAUUGUGUUUAUGAUAGCACCAAAUUCCAUGUUUCCAUGACCGCUGUAACGAGCAAAC
Molecule: messenger RNA, 1217 nt
Organism: Fusarium verticillioides 7600
Lineage: Eukaryota; Fungi; Ascomycota; Sordariomycetes; Hypocreales; Nectriaceae
Product: golgi apparatus membrane protein TVP23
Exons: 4
Coding region: 214-798 (194 amino acids)
Biological process (GO): vesicle-mediated transport; protein secretion
Cellular component (GO): Golgi membrane
Source: RefSeq, a predicted model, not a curated record